This is a messenger RNA of Musca vetustissima, 2205 nucleotides long. RefSeq names its product zinc finger protein 37. Gene Ontology annotation, biological process: regulation of transcription by RNA polymerase II. Bases 1 to 2205 code for a protein of 734 amino acids. The transcript is spliced from 2 exons. Gene Ontology annotation, cellular component: nucleus. NCBI's taxonomy places the organism in Eukaryota, Metazoa, Arthropoda, Insecta, Diptera, Muscidae. Gene Ontology annotation, molecular function: DNA-binding transcription factor activity, RNA polymerase II-specific; sequence-specific DNA binding; zinc ion binding. The record is from RefSeq and is a predicted model, not a curated record.
AUGGAUAAUUCGGAUUACAAUUUAACCUCUCUACCGCCCAUGAUGAAUGUCGAUGGCAAUGGCCAGCUACUAAUGCCGUUGCCCAAUGGCCAGCCUUAUCAGGUGCCACCCUCGGAAAUGCAGCCGCAAGAACUGCAGCAACCCCAAAUGCAUCAUGAACUGCAGCCCUUAAAUCCUGUGUCUUCGUCAGCUACCGUCAGUUUGCCCUCAUCGCUGGUUCAACAAUUUGCUGGUCACGAGGGGCCUGGGCCAGUUGAGCCCCCACAGCCUAUUGGUCCAACGGCAAAUUAUGCGGGAAAUGUCAAUGCUGCCCAUUUGCCGCUGACGGGCUUUUUUGGUGAGAGUUCCCAUCUCGAUGUUCUCAAUGUAGGAUAUCAUCCUACACCAGCCACAGAAAUGUUAAGACAAAACGAAACACAACCUAUAACUCCAUCCCUAAACGAAGCAGUAUUAGAAAGUCCAAAUAAAAUUGUGAAUAAAGCCGAAAUCGAAAAGACCUCAACUAGUGCAGAACCAUCCAAGGCCAUGGAACCAACGGAUGGGGUGGUGGAGACCAGUAAGGAACAAAAUAGCACAGAUAAUAAAAUCAAUGAAGCUCAAAAUGAUAAACCGAUAGAAACGAGCGAGGACAAGGAAACCCCCGAUGAGGAGAAAACGUCCGGAAAAGAUACCCCUGAGGUUGUCGUCACUGAGGAAAACAAGAUCACAGAAAAUGAAAGCUCCAAAAAGUCCAAUGAAAAAGAAAAACCCACAGAAGAAGCUGAUGAUGAUGUCGUGGCCAUUGAAGAUGAUGCCGACGAUGAUGACGAAGUUGAAGAGGUUGUGGACGAUGAAGACGAAGAGGUGGAGGAGGAAGAGGCCGAAGAAGAAGAGGAGGAGGAAGAUGAAGGUGAAGCUAUUAUACCCGACGAUGGCAUUGCACCCAUAGUUAUACGUAAUAAAGAAGCCACUGAAUCGGCCGAGGAAGAAGUUGAGGAGGAGGAGGAUGGGGAUGAGACAAAUGUAACUAAAAAUGAUGAAGCUGCUAAAGAAGAGGCAGCGGAAACUCGAACGGAUAAAGAAACUAAUGAAAAAGAUAAAUCUGAAACGGAGGGUGCUAAAUCGGACAAUGAUGCCGAUAAAGCGGAGGCUACUCCCGCCAGUUCCUCAACACUUCGACGAAAACAACAAGAGGAGGAGGUCGAUGAAAAUCAAUGUCGUGUCUGCUGCAACAAAGACAAUCUGGUAACGCUGUUCAAAAAAAUGGAGGAUCAACAGACGGUGGCCGAUAUGCUGAUGCUCAUCUGUCCCUCGGUGCAUAUAGCUAUCAAAGAUUUCCUACCACAAUUCAUUUGCAAUCGAUGUCUGGAUAAUGUCCUGAAGGCGGUACAACUUAAACAGCAGUGUGAAACGACGGAAAAGGAGUUGCGCAAGAAGCUGUCACGGCAUAAAAAUAAAAUCAGACGUCCUACGGGUUAUGUGGUCAUCGAUGCCCCGCUUGACUCCGAUCCUGCCACAGAUGAUGAACAGUCGAAUGAUGAGGAAUUUAAAGUCUCCGACAUUGCCAGUGUUUCGCCCAGUGAAGAUUCAGUGUCCUCCGAGGAGUCGGAUGACAGUAAAAGUAAGAAGAAGAAGGGCCGGAAACGACGCAAAUCGAAAUCCUCCAAAUCAAAAAGUGGCAAAUCGGUAAAUGGUUCUUCGGAUGAUGAAGAUGAUGGCGACCCCAUUGGCAAUCACAAACGAAAACGUUCGGAUAAUUCUUCACCAGAAGUCUUCGCCUGUGAUGAAUGUGAUCAUGUCUUCCAUCGUAAGCAGUCGUUGGUGCUGCAUCGUAAGGUACACACGAACGAACGCGAACCGAUUGCCUGCAAGAUUUGUGGUCGUAUGUUCAAAAUAAAGGGAGCCUAUCGCACGCACAUGGAACGACAUCGUGACGAGAAAAAUCUCAUCAAAUGUCAAAAAUGUUCUCGGACUUUUUUCAGUAACAUAGAGCUGAGGAGGCAUAUGAUAGAGUCGCACAGUCAAUCGGGUUCCAUACUUGAGUGUUUGAAAUGUAAGAGGAAAUUUGUCUCGGCCAGUCGCUUGGAAAGUCACGAGAAUCGUUGCCAUGGCAAUGGUAAAAAUAAAAAAGGCAAUGAUGCGAAUAGUUUUGUGGUCGGCCAGGAUCUAUUUAAAACGGUGGCACCGUUGACAACAACCUAUUGGAGUGAUAGUUACUCGGAUUAG